CAAAUCUUAUUGUGAGAUGCAAGUAUGGUGCAGACUGUAAACUCAGUUUAUCUAAUUGCUGCUGAACUGACUGAUGAAGAGUGCUGUAUUUCUUGAUUGGUUUAUUUUUUUAAAGUGAGGUGCUAACUGUACAUCAGUGUUUUAAACCGAUUGUGCAGAUUACAGAGUUCUGGGUAGCUUGCAUCAGUGAAAGCAUGUUGGGGGAAAAAAUGUCAAGUGUCACUGUGAAAAUUAUUUGUUCUUUCUAAUCAUUUAAGGUUCCCUUUUUUUGAUUCAGUUUACAAAACCUCUUUGACCAAAUGCCAAACCAGUGUAAAUUAAACUACUUUACUAUUUCCGCCUGUCUUGUGUCUCACACUACCAGGCAGUAUUGAAAUUUACCUGAGCAGCUUCCACAGAACUUCAAUUUGUUUGCUCAGAGAUAGAUAUGAAGCAAGAUUGCAAAGCUGAAAUAUGCAGGUGUUAUUUUUUUUUUUUACCAAGUAGAGGGAGGAAAACACUACUACUCCUGUAUUUCUUUCUUUCAUAAGCCAGUGUAAUGGAUUAGAGACACUGUACUUUAAUGUAAAGGGAUAACAAAGGCAUCACACUCAACACAGAGGCUUUUAACAUCUUUAGGGAUAAAUCACAGUCAACUGCAAUAGGAAGGAGACACCUAACUGAAAAUCCUACUGUGCAUCUUAUUGGAUAAUGAUUCCUAUUCACUGCAAGAAGUGAUGGCUCCCAUCUCUAUCGUUAGGUAUUUAAUCUCUGUGAAAACUUGACCCUCGAUACCUAUUCAUCUAAAGAGUGGGUGCUUGCAGGGAGUACUUCUGAACUUGUGAGCACUGGGUGUGCCCUGUCUACAGUAUAGCUCUGUCUGAGUAGUAGCUGUGUAUGUGUCAUUUUCACCUCUUUCCUUGUUCGAAGAUUGAUUUCAAGGAAAGGAAAUUUGAUUCUGUGAGCAAAGAAGGUAUUUGUCAUGUACCUUGGACCAUACCUCAGAUCUGAACAGGGUAGGUGGACAGGGAAGAUGCAUGACUACUGAACAGUGCAGGGAAUGUUCCUGGGUCAGGCUGUUAUUGAUCUUGGAUUCUUGGAACAGCCCUGGACACAAUCGUGGUUGGAUAGGCUGGUGAUGGUUUUCAGCAAGCGGAGUGGAUGUAGUCAGCCUCUUUUGAAGAUCAUGAGAGUUUAGCAGUCUGGUUUCAAGCAUUGUCUCCAGUACCAUAGAAGAGUCUUGAGAGUGUUUCACUUACAAGAGCAGAUGCAGCCCGAGGCAGAGGCUCCUGGAUAUGAGCUAGGCUGUGUUAACCACAUCAAGCAAAGUGAUUUUGUCCUUACCCUGGCAGAUGUCAGUAGGUGAGCAAUUAGGUAUAUUGAAGAGGAGGGGAAAUUGUGUCUUCUGUUUUGAUUUUUUUUUUAAACCACUGCUCUAUUUCUGUGCUAGUCUGUGGACUUUUUAUAGCAUGGUAUGAAUGAUGUGUGUUUGAUCCCACAGCUAGAGAGAGUACUUCCAGUCUGUAGGGCAAAGGAGCUCAUUUAUGUGUUGCUGUGAAAGGCUGUGGGAGCAAAUGCCAAUUUUCUCACAGUCACAGCUCACACUUCUCUUUAUGCCUCGGAGCUGGAGGUAAGGUCAGUGGGCAGCAGGGUGCUGACAAAAGUAGGAGUUCACUGGAACAAAUGAGUAUUCACCCAGCUAACACUUAUUUCUGUCUUCUUUUUUUGCCGUAAGAUUAUAGCCCCUAACUCAAAGAUGGUCUAGUACAACGCUGUUCCAACAGCUGCUGUAAGCAGAAGAUAUUCUGGGUAUAGUCGGACUCUGUACACUGAUGACUGAUCACACAAAUCUGAUAAAUUCUUAUGACAGGAUCUGUGGCUUUGAGGUUCAUUGUAGAAGCCAGAUUGUGCCUUAUUUGCUGUUAAGGCUUAAUAGAAUUGCCCAUUGAUUUCUCUGCAGCCAUGUCCCCCAAGGGAUUUAUUCAUUCAGGGAUUAAAAUUGUUCCACGGUUGUCUGAUUUGUUUAAAGCUCAUGCGUUUCUCUUAAUUGGAGAUGGUGACCUCAAAAAUAGCCGAAACCUUCCAUUAUCCUUAUGUGGAAGAGAAAGGUGUACAAAAAAAGUAAUAUUCUAAUUAAUGAAGGCUCCUACAUCUCUACUUCUGUACCUUCUUACUUCGGCUCGCUUGAGUCAAAAAUUAUUUGAAAUAUCUGUCUGAUGAAUUUGUUUGGAGUGGAAGAAAGCCAAGAAUUAUUUUAACAAAUGUUUUAGCUUGACACUGAGUAUGGAGGCUUAGUCUGCCAAGCUGGAAAAGUGAAUAACUAGGCAGUUUUUGUGAGGCUUAUAUAGGGUGUGGGUCAUCUUGAAUGUCAGCUCCAAUCUGUGUUACAUGUUUGUAGAGGAGCGUAUAUGGUGAAUGAAUUGACAUGUUCUCCUCAUAAGUUUCAUGUUUCUCUGAAACAGCAGAUUAGUUUUGAGAAACUCUGGCACAUAGUACAGUCAGCUGAGAAGCUGAAAGGACUUCAGGAAGUGGGCUCCUUCUAUGCACUGGACAAAAUUGCUGAGGUGCUCAACAUUCAAUUCUGGGACUAUUGACUUGCUUUUGUACUUAUUAAAGUUUCAUUGGAUGUGAUUACCACAUGAGUUCCUCAAGAAUAAUGGACCCUAAGAUGAGAGAGGCUGAAGGAGAUGGAGAGGACAAUUCAGGAAAGAAAAAAUCGAAGUUCAAAUCUUUCAAAAAGUUUUUUGGUAAGAAGAAAAGGAAAGAGACGUCAUCUUCUGUGAGCAGCAGUCUGAAGUUGUGCCAGUCAACAAGUGAUGUCGCAGCCUCUCAUGACAUGCACAUUAUUUAUGAUUCUGAAGAUGAACUUGAGACACACAAAGGCAUUAUGGGAAGCAGAGCUUUGUCACAUGAUAGCAUUUUCAUCCUUGAGACUGGGCAAGAGCCUGCAAGGCCAGUAAGAGUGUUUUCUCAAGAAAAUGUUUCUGAUCGGAUUAGGGCUUUACAGCUGAAACUCCAGCCUACCAUGAAAUUGGGGCCCCCGCCUCCAUUUGGACUUCAUGCAAAGCGAACAGAGGAUGCUGGGACCAGUUCUGAAGAUGAUGGAUUACCCAGGAGCCCUCCAGAAAUGUCUUUGCUUCAUGAAAGCCUGAACUCAGGCUUGAGAACAAGAUUCUCUGACUCUCACAGGCACCUUAGCUCCUUGAGUUUAGCUGGAACAGGCAGUGAAGAAGAAGAACAGAUUACAUUGGGUUCUUCAUCUAGAUCUCGCUCUACAGAUGGUCAGCUGUUCACUAGGCAUGGAAGUUCCAACACUGAGUCUCCCCGGACAUCAUCUGACAGUACCUUCUCCCCUACAGCCAGUUUUGACACUCCACCCGAGCUUUCUGCUUUCCUGGAUAAUUCUGCUGCUAGACACAAGCUUUUAAUAAAACCCCGGAACCAGAGAUCCAGUAGAAUGAGAAAAUUUUCUCAGAAGACCCCAUCUGAAUCUCUGACUGAUUUGAGCUGUACCCCAGAGGAAGAAGAAGAGGAUGAUGCUGUAUUCAAGCCCAGCAAUCAAGAAGUGCCAUGCAGCACAGCUACAAUGCAGAAUGUGGUUUCUGGGCCAAAGCCCAGAGUGCCUGAGAACCUCCCCCCUGCUUUGAGACCUGUGAUGACUCAGCCUGCUUCAGAGUCUGCUGUUGGACAGCAAGCCCUGCUACCAGAGAAUAAGCCAGAGGACUGCCAACCAACACUGGAAAUGACAUGUGAGGGGUCUGAGUCCUCAUUGCUGUCAGAAGGCAAAGACUCUGCAACUUCUUCCUAUUCCAGUUCAGACAGAGAAGUUCAAAAGCAAGAAGAUUCCUCAGAAACACUGGUUUUGUUGUCUGGGGACACGUCAAUCAAUACUGUAAAUCACGAAAAUAAGAAGCUGCCUACUGUGUUUCCAUUAAAUAAAUUACCAUCUGAAGAAAAUAUUUCAGAUACUAAGAAUAGUAUUGUUUGCUCAGGAAGGUCAGAAGAAAAUAAACAGAAGGAUGAUCAGGUACCUGUGGAAAUGCCCUGUAAUAAAGGGGAAAACGAAGAGUUUACUCUAUCGUCAGAGACCAGCACAGAGUUUUUCAUGGGUUCUUCGCAGCCCACGGACUCGUUCCAUGUUUCACAUCCUGUUUCCUCAAUGCAGGUGGAAUCAUCUACUUCCUGCUCUCUAGAGAAAACAAAGACUGCACAGGAGGCAGCUGCUUCUGAUAAGGAGAACAGUCAGUCACUGAUCCACAAGGAGAAACGGUUGGGGAAGAAAGCUGAAAAAGCAGUCAAUGAACUCAAUGCCUUCAAAAAGUUUUCUGUUUCCUCUGCACAGGAGAGACCAAGCACCAGAAGCCUGUAUUUCCCAGAAAGAUCAGAGUUGGAAACCCCAUUAAAUACUGGAUUCUUCCUGUCCAAAGCAAAGGUCUCCUCAAAAAAUGAGAAGUGGCAAGACAACUUCCAGAAGGGAUCAGAUAUGGAAGAGGAAAAAAGUAGCAACAAAAAGGAGACUUUGCUGCCAGAGUCCUACUCUGAGAACACAGGCCAACCUACAGAAAUUUUGGCCAGUUAUGUUUCCCCAGCUGUUGAUGCAGUUCCAAUGCCAAGCAAUUCUUCAGUGGUAUCUCAGAAUCAGCCAAGUUGUAAAGAUAAAAGUCCUUUUCAAGUGAAACUUAGAUCCACCUCAUUGUCCUUGAACUAUGGAGACAACUCACCACCAGAAUCAAAAGGGAUUAAAAGAUACAGUGCAGAAUUUAAUUUAGAAAAUGAGGGAUUGACUUCCUUUCUAAGAGGUGAUAAGGCAGAGAUCAGAAAAAGAGCCAAUACAAAUACUGGUGAUUCUUUAAAAGAAAAGAUCAAACCCAAAGCAAAGUCCUCUGAACAGCUUAGUAGCAAACCUCCAUUGCCUAAAAAGCCAGUGUUGCAAAGUAUGACCAUUCCAAACACUACUGCAAGCAAGGAGAAGCAGGAUAAAGCUAUUCACUCUCCUGAAUCCAGAAAUGAAGGCAGAGACUUGGAGAAACAGUCAUCUGCUUCUAAAGUACCUGAGAAAAGCGUGUCUUCCCUCAUGGCUGCCGGAGACUCUGGAAGAGAUCCUGACACUCCUACAGAGCCAGCCUGGAUUUCCAUUGCAAGGCAAAAGCAGAGAGGCAUGCAUCAGGAGAAGGAACUCGACAGAGAAAAGCUUGUGGCUCCAGAUAAUAAGUCAAAUACAGAGAAACAGAAUAAAGGAAAGGAACAAACAGAGGGGCCAGUGAAGCAACAAUGGAGCAAACCUUCACACUUGGCACCUAAAGCGACUUCUGAAGAGCAGAGGAAAGACAUGAAGCCUGAAGCGAAGCCCCUGCUGAGAACCAAUUCACUGUCACAUUAUGUCUCUGUAGCUCCAUCACCUGCACUGGUGGAUAAGGAGGAAAUAAGCCACUUGAAGAAAGCCAGUAAUGCUGCUCCAGAUCAGCCAUCAUGGAUGGAGCUGGCCAAAAAGAAGUCUCAAGCUUGGAGCGAUAUGCCACAGAUUAUAAAAUAGAAUGAUGCCAACAAGUAGCAUCUUCCAUAAUUAAGUCAACUACUUAACUGAGCUCCUACAGACCAGCUAAUCACAGUGAAGAAUCUCUUGAUACAGAAGGGUUUUAUAAUACAGCUGUGGAGAAAGCGUGCAAUAGGUGCAGUCAAAAAGUUUACCUUCAGUUUUGUAGCAAUCAGAAUUGCAAUGGCAAUGGAGUACUUAAAUUAUGCUAAGGACAUACUUAAACUUUGAAAAAUAAAACUUUUGCCUUAUGUAUUUCCUGCAUUUUCUGCUUUUAAUAAUAUUUGUAUCCAAACAGGAUCUUUGCUAAACUUUGCUGAACCUCUGUUGUUGCUGGAAAAUUCUAUUUGUUAUGGUUUUCUCUGUUUACAGUUAUAAAUUGUGCACUUACAUCCUGAUUCUCGUGAUGUGUUUCACUGGAAUCACGUGACACUUUCCACCAAAGCUGUUAGGCAUGUGGAGGUAUUCCUGAAUAGCUGCUAGUGACUACUCCAUUAAAAUGUGUUGCUUGAGCUGCA
Molecule: messenger RNA, 6030 nt
Organism: Sturnus vulgaris (Common starling)
Lineage: Eukaryota; Metazoa; Chordata; Aves; Passeriformes; Sturnidae
Source: RefSeq, a predicted model, not a curated record